Messenger RNA from Theobroma cacao (cacao), 931 nucleotides. Its product is annotated as early nodulin-like protein 18. Lineage: Eukaryota; Viridiplantae; Streptophyta; Magnoliopsida; Malvales; Malvaceae. Gene Ontology annotation, cellular component: plasma membrane. The record is from RefSeq and is a predicted model, not a curated record. Gene Ontology annotation, molecular function: electron transfer activity.
UAAAAGGAAACAGCGGGACCAUUUGCGGGUCCCAUCUCACGCGCACUAUAUUCUCAUUACCUUUUACCGCUUUCCUUCUAUUAAAAUUUAUAACCCCAUACCUCGAUCUAUGAUUAAUCCGAUCAGACGCGUACAUUCAAAUUCAACGGGGCUCAUGGCUUCAGACACCAAACUGAAUCUAACGGUGAUCGCCCUCCUCAUCACCACCGUUGCCGCUGCAACCGGAUACACUAACCACACUGUCGGCGGUGACGCCGGCUGGUUCUUCGAUUCCAACACUAAUAAAUCCGCCGUUGAUUACUCGUCUUGGGCUGCUAAUCGAACUUUCAAUCUUGGUGACUAUCUCGUAUUUAGGACUAGUACAAAUCAGACGGUGAUCCAGACCUACAAUGAGACGACGUACCAGAGCUGCACGAUGGACGAUGCUUCAGAUACUGAUACCUUCCAGUACAACGGAGGCAACACAGACUUCGAUCAAUUGUUGACCAUCACAGUGCCGUUGACCAUUGAAGGCACAAACUACUACUUCUCCGACGCCGACGAUGGUGUCCAGUGCCAGCGUGGCAUGGCAUUCGAGAUCCUCGUCAAUCACGGCAUCGGGUUGCCCCCCAGCCUCAACCAGCCGCCCCCUCCGCCAUACGUCGAGCCGCCUGGAGCUGACUCGGCCCAGUCUCCACCUGUCACUAUUUCUGGUGUAUCGCCGUCGUUGAAUAACGGUGCGGUGGGGGUCGGCGCAGGAAUAAUGCUGUGUUCGCUUCUCUUUGCAGUUGCAGGAAUGUUGAUGUUCUAAAGUGUUAAUUUGGCACGGUCGUCGGCCGGCCAAGAUUUAUUCCGACGUGUUUGAGGUUUAGGGAAAUAUUUAUCCAUAUACUUUGUUCCUUUUGUUGAUUGAUAAUUUUGAAACAGCAAUGAAUCAUAUACCUUUGCUAAA